This is a messenger RNA of Gavialis gangeticus (Gharial), 2703 nucleotides long. RefSeq names its product glutenin, high molecular weight subunit PW212-like. The record is from RefSeq and is a predicted model, not a curated record. Bases 1 to 2703 code for a protein of 900 amino acids. The transcript has 3 exons. NCBI's taxonomy places the organism in Eukaryota, Metazoa, Chordata, Crocodylia, Gavialidae.
AUGAACAACAAGUGGAUGGCAGGAGAGUUCGUCAAUCCCGAGAGCCAGAACAAGAGCAUGAGGGAAGCCAUCAUCAGCUCAGUGAAGCAGAAUGGCCACAGGAGCCACAACUGUAUGAGAGAAGCCAGAGGCAGCUGCCUGAGCCAGACCAGCUGGAGAAGGAAAGGUGCCACUAUGAGCCACAUGUGCCUGGAAGACAAGUCAAUGAGGAGAGCAGACACCAGGCCCGUAGAACUGAACUGCAAGUUUAUGAACGAAGCCGGGAUCUCCUACGUGAGCCUGAAUCACGAGUGGAUGAGCAGAGACUACGUCGUCGCCAAGAUCCAGAACAACAAGUGUAUGAGAGAAGCCGCCAUCGGCUCAGUGAAGUGGAACAAGCAUCAGCCUCAUCAGCUUGAACAGCGAGUGGAUGAUGGAAGCCGAUAUCAGCACCAUGAGCCAGAACAACUAAGAGAUGGGAGGAGUCACUUUCAACCCCGUGAGCCAGGACCACAAGGGGAUGCAAGAAGCCACCGUCCCUUCCAUGAAUGUGAACCAGAAGUGCAUGACGGAAGCCAUCGUCAGCCUCGUGAACAACGGGAUGUUUGGAGCCACUCUCAGCCCCACGAGCCUGAUCCACGAGCGGAUGAGAGGAGUCAGCUUCAGCCUCGUCAACCUGAACUGCAAGUAUAUGAAGGAAGCUGCCAUCAGCUACAUGACAGAGAACAAGGAGAGUUGCGGGACCGCUCUUUGCCACUUGUUCCUGAAACACAAACCUAUGAGAGAAGCCGUGUUCAGGCACAUGACCCUGAACCACAGAGGGAGGGCCAGAUGCGUGAGCCACGUGACUCUGAAUUGCAAUUGGAUGAGAAAAGUCUCUGUCAGCCACAUGCCCCCAUACAACUAGGGAAUGGACAGAGACGUUAUCAGCCACGUGAGCUAGAACCGGAAGCAAAUGAGGGGAGUCGUUAUCAGCCACGUGGCCCAGAACAACAAAGGAACUUGCAGAGUCAUGGCCAGCCACAUGAGCCUGAGCAACGAGUAAAAGAGCGGAGUCGCUCUCAUCUACCUGAGCAGGUACAACAAGGGGAUGCACAGCCCCAUUAUGUGCCCCUCAAGACUAGACCACAAGCACAUGAUGGAAGUCGCCGUACCCUACAGGAAUCCAAGACACAGCAUUAUGAAGGGAAUCGCCAUCAGUCACAGAACGCAGAACAACAAGGGGACGUGAGGAGCCACUAUCAGCCACGUGAGCCAACGCAGCAAGUGCACAAGGGAAACCGCCGAGAGCUGCAUGAAUCUGAAACACAAAAGGGUGAGGGGAGCCAACAUCAACCUCGAGAACCAAAAGAGCAAGUCUAUGAGGGAAGCCGCCGUCUGACUCCCCUCUGCAACCCUGAACAACAAAGGGCCGUGCAGAGCAGCGGUCAGUCACGGGACCCUACUCCACAACAGAAUGAGGUGAAUUGCCAUCAGCCACAUGAGCCUGAACCCAGGGUGGUUGCAGGAAAUGUCCAUCAGCGCUAUGAGGUGUUGCCACCAAGGGAUGACCAAAGCCUCCUACAGCCAGAUCAGCUUGUGCCACAGCGGGGUGAUAGAAGUGAUGACCCACAACCUGAGGUCAAACCUCAUGACCGAAGCCUCCCACAGUCCCUGGAGCCCGAACGUCAAAGUAACAAGAGGACCCAACAUCAAACGCUUGAGCCUGAGCACCGGGAGGCCGAGAAGAAUGGCCAACGGCCCUUUGCUCCUGACCCGAAGAGGGACGGUGAGAUCUGUCAUCCGGUAUCUGCCAAGCAAAGGGAUGAUGGAGGAAGGCAGCCCCAGUCACAUGAAACUGAGCCACGAGGGGGCACAGGUACCCGCCUUCAACAACGUGAAGCCGAAGCCCAGGGCAACACGACAACCUCCCAAAAUCCCCGGGAACCUGAAGCGCGAGGACCUGAGCGGGCUCGUCAGCCACAGUACCCUGAGUCACAAGGGGUCAAGAGCAGCCCCCAUCAACUGCAGAAGGCUGCACCCCAGGAGGGUGAGAGGGACAACCAACCACCCCAAAACACUGAACCCCAAGAUGGAGAGAGAAACAGGCCUCAGGCAGGUGAGGCUAAGCCAUCCAAGGAGGAGGCAAGCCAGCGCGAGCCGCACAAUCCCGACUCAACGGAUGACAACAGGAGCCGCGCAGCACCCGCACCUCCACCCACUGGAGAUCCAGGCAGCCAGACUCAGCCACGGGAAGGUGAACCACAUGAUGGGAGUCGCCAUCAGAGCAGCAGGCCUGAGGGCAGAGGGGAUGAGGGGAGCCAGCCCCAAGCCUAUGAGCCUGGAUUCAGAGCAGUACCAGAGCGCAGGCUGCGAGAGGGCGAGGGAAGCCAGCAACAACCGUGGGCACUGGAAGCACCGGCAGAGGGAGGAAGCCGCCAGCAGCCGCCCCAGGGAGACGCAGCGAGCCGGCGUCAGCAGGAGGUUGCACCUGAACAGGCUGCGGGCAGCCAUCUGCCUCUGGCACAGCUGCAAGAGAAAAGUCCCACUCGGGCAGCGGAGUCCCAAGAAGGGGAGCAGAGUCACCACCCUCCUGAACCCGUAGUCUCCCAGGAGGGGCUAGGGGACCCUAGGCUGGAUGAAGCCAAGGCCUCCCUGCCUUGCAGUCCACUCUAUGUGUAUCUCCUGGCGCAGAAGGCUGAGCAGCAGCUUUGCCCUGCGCCAGCACCCCAGGAACAGCCAUAG